UUACAUAUAGGUGGAGCUUGCCAAGGAAAUGUGAGGCGGGGGGCGCUUGUUCGUUUAUUUGAAUCCCCCCCCCGUAUCUUUGGCAGUCCCUCCCCAAUUUAGAGUCGAUCCUCCCUGUAAAUUUACCUCUCCUUUGUAUGUUCCCCUCCUCUAAAAAACGAAACAUAAGGCUGUCCAGAAUUUCUUUUAGGGGCUUGAGAUUUGGAACCAAGGGUGGAGUGGGGGGAGCAGGUUUUGACUAAUAUUACCGAUUGUAACACGUGUCUCUGUAACACAAUCAGGGUGUAUGGUGAUUUGCAAACUGCAGGAGAACAGGUCCCUGCCCCGAGCUGCAUGCAACUGGAAAAAUGUAAAAGUGUUGUGGGGGGGGAAAAAUCAGAAGAAAGAUGCCUGGAGGUUUCCCUGUAUGCUGGAAAAUAGCUAAGAGCUGGGAGGAAGGAGCGACAGAAGCGGUGGUGGCGACGGCGGCGGCAGCAGCAGAGAUGGCGCGGCUGGUGGCAGUUUGCAGAGACGGGGAGGAAGAAUUCCCCUUUGAGAGGCGACAGAUCCCCCUCUACAUCGACGACACGCUUACGAUGGUGAUGGAAUUUCCCGAUAACGUUCUCAACCUUGAUGGGCAUCAGAAUAACGGAGCACCGUUAAAGCAGUUCAUUCAGCGGCACAGCAUGCUCAAGCAGCAAGAUCUGAAUAUUGCCAUGAUGGUGACAUCGCGCGAAGUCUUGAGUGCCCUGUCUCAGCUCGUCCCAUGCGUUGGCUGUCGUCGGAGCGUGGAGCGCCUCUUCUCUCAGCUCGUAGAGUCGGGGAAUCCUGCCCUUGAACCCCUCACGGUCGGGUCCAAGGGAGUUCUCUCCGUCACCCCGAGCUGUAUGAGGGAUGCCAAGAAGCUCUAUACGCUUUUUUACAUCCACGGGUCCAAAUUAAACGAAAUGAUAGAUGCGAUUCCGAAAAGUAAGAAGAACAAAAGAUGUCAGUUGCACUCCUUGGACACGCACAAGCCCAAGCCCUUGGGGGGUUGCUGGAUGGAUGUGUGGGAGCUAAUGUCCCAGGAGUGCAGGGACGAAGUAGUUUUAAUCGAUUCUAGCUGCCUCUUAGAAACAUUAGAAGCUUACCUCCGGAAACACAGGUUUUGCACCGAUUGCAAGAACAAAGUUCUGCGGGCUUACACCAUCCUGAUCGGCGAGCUGGACUGCAGCAAGGAGAAAGGCUACUGUGCCGCGCUGUACGAGGGGCUGCGCUGCUGUCCACAUGAGCGCCACAUCCACGUGUGCUGCGAGACGGACUUCAUCGCGCACCUCCUCGGCCGAGCCGAGCCCGAGUUCGCAGGAGGGUAUGAGCGGAGAGAGAGGCACGCAAAGACAAUAGACAUCGCCCAAGAGGAGGUCCUCACCUGCUUGGGGAUCCACCUUUAUGAACGGCUGCACCGUAUCUGGCAAAAGCUCCGGGCGGAGGAACAGACAUGGCAGAUGCUCUUCUACCUGGGCGUUGAUGCUUUACGAAAAAGUUUUGAGAUGGCCGUGGAAAGAGUGCAAGGCAUCAGCCGGCUGGAGCAGCUCUGCGAGGAGUUCUCCGAAGAGGAGCGGGUGCGAGAGCUCAAGCAAGAGAAGAAGCGCCAGAAGCGCAAGAACCGGAGGAAAAAUAAGUGCGCGUGCGAGAUCCCUGCUCCCUUGCAAGCGGCGGAAGAGAAGGAGAGGAGCCAGGAGAAGGAAAACUUCCUGGAGGGCGCUUGCAAAGCCUGCGGCAGCGCAGAGGAGAAAGGCAGCUGCAUCGAGGUCAUUGUUACCAAUGAAAACACUUCCUGCACUUGUCCCACUGGUGGCACUUUACUGGGUUCACCCAAAAUAAAGAAAGGCUUAUCUGCACAUUGUAACGGCAGCGACUGUGGCUACUCCUCCAGCAUGGAAGGCAGUGAAACGGGAUCGCGAGAGGGCUCAGACGUUGCUUGCACUGAAGGGAUUUGCAAUCACGAUGAAAACGGCGAUGAUCCCUGCAUCCAUCGCUGCGAGGACAAGGAGGAGGAUGGGGACAGCUGUGUCGAGUGCUGGGCAAACUCUGAAGACAGCAAUACAAAAGGGAAAAACAAGAAGAAGAAGAAGAAAAGCAGGAAGGGUGAGGCUGAACACAUCCAAAAGCUGAGUAACUGCGUCGUAGAGCCGAGUAAUCACGAUGGCUCAGGGAGCGCCCUGCACACUGAGUUCCACCGGGACAAGACCAAAGACCCGCACGCCGAGGCUUGCUGUCGGGCAGAGAAGGGCAGGCCGCCCGUGCCUUGGUUGGAGCAGAGGAAAGCAGCAUUGUUGCAUGCAGAACCUCCAGAGGCGGCCGCUGCGCCAGACUCUGGGAAAGGAGCCAAGAGCUUGGUGGAACUCCUUGACGAAUCUGAAUGCACUUCCGACGAGGAAACCUUCAUCUCGCAAGACGAGAUCCAGUCGUUCAUGGCAAACAACAAGUCUUUCUACAGCAACAGAGAGCGGUACCGGCAGCACCUGAAGGAGAAAUUUAACAAAUACUGCCGCUUGAACGAUCAUAAGAGGCCGGUUUGUACUGGCUGGCUUACAACAGCCGGAGCAAACUAAACCCAAUAAAAUUAGCUCUGUCUUUCAAUGAAAUCUUUCGAGAUGACUACUGCGCCUUUUCUGUCUUCAA
Molecule: messenger RNA, 2643 nt
Organism: Rhineura floridana
Lineage: Eukaryota; Metazoa; Chordata; Lepidosauria; Squamata; Rhineuridae
Gene: GGNBP2
Product: gametogenetin binding protein 2
Exons: 15
Coding region: 387-2573 (728 amino acids)
Cellular component (GO): nucleus; cytoplasm
Source: RefSeq, a predicted model, not a curated record